Molecule: messenger RNA, 911 nt
Organism: Dermacentor silvarum
Lineage: Eukaryota; Metazoa; Arthropoda; Arachnida; Ixodida; Ixodidae
Exons: 5
Coding region: 81-911 (276 amino acids)
Source: RefSeq, a predicted model, not a curated record
CAGAGUGUUAAGGUGUUUGCCUGAGAGCAUGAUCAAAGCUUGUGAAUUUUUCCCACCAGGCAGCAAGGUCAUUGCUGAACAUGUCAUUUCGGGAUGUUAUUGAGGAAGUGCCUACUGGUCGGGAACCUCCACACAAUGUGAACUGUGAGCUCCAUCAUUCUGAAGAUGUGGGAUAUUCUGCUGAUUGCCAUCCUCCAGCAGAUGGCAUGCCAUUGCCAUGUCCCAGCAGUAAUCACUCUGUGAUCAUUAUUGAUUCGGAUGAUGAAUCGGAGAAUGAGAUCAUGGACGUGAUUGAGGAAGUGCCUACUGGUUGGGAACCUCCGCACGAUGUUAACUGUGAGCUCCAUCAUUCUGAAGAUGUGGGAUAUUCUGCUGAUUGCCAUCCUCCAGCAGAUGGCAUGCCAUUGCCGUGUCUCAGCAGUAAUCACUCUGUGAUCGUUAUUGAUUCGGAUGAUGAAUCGGAGAAUGAGAACAUUUUGGCUCCUGCAGAUGUGGACAUGACAGAGAAAGGGCCAACUGGACAAAUAUCACCACCCAAUACGAGCGAGCAUUCACAUGCUGAAGGUGUUGGCUGUCCAGCCGACAGCCAGGCUGCACCAGGCAACGUGCUGGCCCCAUCUCCCGGAGGUGAUCGCUACAGUGUUGCUGUGGAGUGCUUACAGCACGCAACUGAUCACACAUAUGCUUUGACUCCGCCAGACAUGGACAUAACGGAGGAGGUGCCUUCUGGUCGUGCAUCACCGCAUGGCAGUGAAAAGUACGCACAUUCUUAUAACAGGUGUGCAGCCAGUUCUCGUCAGUGGCAGUCUCCCCCACGUGUCCUGUCGGCCUCAUCUACCAGGGAUGACCAGUCCCUUGCAGUUGAGGAGUUUCCAGCUUGUUCACUUGAUGAGGAGGCACUGCAUUUUUAA